AGCACCUUUUGAUAGUUGAGUCAAUUAGUUCAAGCUCAAGGUCUCCCUUUCCUCUGGGUUUUGGAGAGAUUCUAGUGGUAAAGCUAGUAGGAAAAGGUGAGUAGUUUUCGAUUUGUGGGGUGAAGACACGGAUGAAUAUGCCAUCAAAUUUUCUUUCUAUGAACCUACCAAAAAUUGUUAUGGAAAGAAACUUCAGUUGACAGCAGCGAAGCACAAAUAGGGAAAAAACCUUUCAAUGCCUUCGCCUCUUCCUCCUGAACUAGUUGCUCUCAACUAUGGUUGUGAAGCAAAUCAUGAUAUCCCUCUUGCUACAGUUGCUAGACCCUCUAAGGUAGAUUGGCCAUGGAAGUUGAAUUUAACCGGCAAUUGGCUAACAUUUGCCUCAGUUGUUCAUAAUGAUAUACUGAUCUAUCUAGAAAAGUUGAUGUACAUUGCCUUUUCAUCAUUCUUAGGAUUGGUUCUGUGCUUUUUCUGGAUUGUCACAGCUGCUACUGCAGCAUACGUCAAAGGGGAAGGAUGGAAGCCAGGCGGGAAUGAGACUGCUUUAAUUAAUACCUAUCCAAUCCAAGAAAGCAUCAUAGUGGGGAAUUGGAUCUAGUCUUGCCAUCAUGGAGAUGGCUUGCAACAUCUUACAAGAACUAAAGAUCAAUCACCACAGUUUUGAACAUUACACAAUUGUCAAAAGAUUAUUAGAAAGAUGCUCAUAUCUGUUUAUGGUGAAUGGAAGGGCAAACUCUUGACAUGGAACAGAGAUCUUAUCUUGAAAAUUUUAUUGAUUGUGUUCACUGGUGCUUACUUACCGGACUAAAUGAUACGUGGAAUG
Messenger RNA from Rubroshorea leprosula, 823 nucleotides. The record is from the annotation of a GenBank genome assembly. Lineage: Eukaryota; Viridiplantae; Streptophyta; Magnoliopsida; Malvales; Dipterocarpaceae.